This is a messenger RNA of Marchantia polymorpha subsp. ruderalis, 1314 nucleotides long. NCBI's taxonomy places the organism in Eukaryota, Viridiplantae, Streptophyta, Marchantiopsida, Marchantiales, Marchantiaceae. The record is from the annotation of a GenBank genome assembly.
AUGGCGCCGACAUGCCAAUUGAGCUCGAGGGUUCGUGAAUUCGUCUCGCGAUGGGCCAUGCGGUCGAAGGUGCAGCAAUCUGACAGUGCCGACGAGACGAAGCUGUCAGAGUCGAGCUACAUGGACCCCGAGCUCUGGAAAUAUCUUCCUGACGUACUCGUCGAGCAGAUCAGAUCCAGGCUCCCGUUCCCCAGUCUCGUCCGACUCUGUGCAGUGUCCAAAAGCUGGAGAUCGGCGAUUCUGUGUCCUCAUCAGUAUGCUCCGAGCUCUCGUCUUCAGUCCUCAAACGGUCUGCUCAUCCAGACCUCUGACAGCCCCAUCAAAGCAUUCAAAUCGGGAAAAUGGGAAUCUUUGCCCAAUUUUCCAGGUCCUAUCGGGUCCCUGCAAGUUCUGGCCUCGGGUGGAGGAAUACUAUGCAUGAGGUCGAGUGUCAGAAGGGAGCUCGUGUUGUGGAACCCGCUCACGAGACGAGUCAGACACGUGAAGAUUCCUGAGAUCGAGCCUGGCGAGCACGACAUAAUCAUCGAGGGGAUGAGCGUCCUGAACGUGGACGGGAGCUGCUACCGAGUGGGCCUAGUUUUCAAUUCAUCGGAGAAUCGCUACCGACUCAUCGUGGCGAUUGUUUCCAAAGGAGCACCGGGCCUCACCUUGGUCUACGACUCGGUCUCGAGCAGCUGGAAGCGAACUCAGGCAGUGCCUGCAGGGUACUCCUUCUUCCUCAACUCCCUGUCCAGCGAGACCGGGUUCCACUGCGCCGUGCACUCCGAUCACGACAUGCUUCUGAAGUACGAGGUCCAUCAGGAGACUUGGAGUGCGACGAGAAUGCCCGUCUCCACUUCCACUCCCAAAAGCCUGAUCAGCAUUCGAGGAGAAGUGAUGCUGCUGACCGAGCUCCAACGACUCCAUCGGACUGCUGAGAAGUUCUACGCUUUGAGCUUCCAGCUCUCGGGAUGGAGCAGCACCGUCGAGGAGGUCGUGCCGCAGAGGCUCGUCAAAAGAGUUCUGAAAACCGCGAACUCCUGUCACGAAGGACUGCGUGAUGCGGAGAUGCAUUGCUUGGUUCAAGGGGACACUGUCUACUUCGUCGGAACGACGAUGGCAGCGAGGAAUCGGUGGCUUCGCUUGCAAAGACGCUCUACGUCCAUGAGAUUUUGGGUCCAUGGUGUGGACGGCGAGAACUGGGAUUCUGAGUGGUCGUGUGUCGGGUUCAAAACAGACAAUAUUGACUGGACAUGCAGCUCGAGAAUGAUGCGAUCAGACCUCUCUCGCCUCUCGGCCUUCAUCAUCGUUCCUUCGCUCACCAGCGAUCCAUAG